Thelazia callipaeda (thelaziosis nematode) is the source of this 2717-nucleotide messenger RNA. The record is from the annotation of a GenBank genome assembly. NCBI's taxonomy places the organism in Eukaryota, Metazoa, Nematoda, Chromadorea, Rhabditida, Thelaziidae.
UUGAACAAUUUUAAUAAUUUUCAUAGGAAAGAAGAACUUCAACUAGAACGCCAUGUUCAACAAGUACCAUACAGAACGACUGUUUGGUGCGCAGAUCCAAGCAAUGGUUUCAAAUGUCCUGAAACUAAGCAAGAAUUUUUUUUUAACUAUUCAAGUUUCAUUCAUGAAUUCUUUUUUGUUCGUAUAGCUUCACUGUUGAUAAAAAAAGUUAAAAAAGUCAAAAUAACUCUUGCAUUUAUUAGAUAUGGCGAAAAAAUAUCAUAUCGAAGUGUACCAAAAAUUGUUACAAAAUAUGUGAAGCAAUGUUGUGAAGGAUAUCAGCAGAUUUCUAAUAACACUUGCAUUCCUCUAUGUGAUCCACCUUGCUGGCGUGGUGUUUGCACUGCACCAAACAAUUGCACCUGUGAUGCUGGUUAUGGAGGUUCAUCUUGUUCUGAAGAUUGUCCACCGUUCUACUGGGGUCCAAAUUGUAAAAUUCCAUGUGAUUGUAGUCAUGGAGCUUAUUGCGAUCCCGUUACGGGCAUUUGUCAUUGCCUUGCUGGUUAUACUGGAAAGCAUUGUAGAAUUCCUUGCGAUAGCGAGCAUUGGGGUCCAAGUUGCGCAUAUCGUUGCUUAUGCCAGAAUGGUGGUGCUUGCAAUCCGGUUGAUGGUUCAUGCAAGUGCCUUCCGGGAUAUACCGGUCCACUCUGCCUUGAAAAAUGUGAACAAGGUAAGCAUGGACCUAACUGUAUUUACGACUGCAAAUGUCAAAAUGGUGCACAUUGCAAUGAAAAGGAUGGCAGCUGUUUGUGCCUUGCCGGAUUUUCGGGUCGAUUUUGUGAAAAUAGAUGCGAGAAAGGAUUUUAUGGCAUAGACUGUAGUGGUAAAUGUGGAUGUUACAACGAAAACGAAUGUGAUCCAAUAACUGGAGAAUGUCUGUGUGUUGGAUUUACUGGAAAAUACUGUGAGGAGCAAUGUCCACGGAACAUGUAUGGAAGCAACUGCAGCCAGAAAUGUAAUUGUGUACAUGAAGCACAUUGCCAUCCAAUCACAGGAAGUUGCAUCUGUCCGCAAGGAUUUCAUGGGAAACAUUGUGACCAAAAAAUUUGUCCCUUUGAUCGGUUUGGAGUGAAAUGCGAAAACGAAUGCGUUUGUAAUUCAAACAACACAAAACUAUGUCAUCCUAUCACAGGUACUUGCAGUUGUAAAGCAGGUUAUACAGGUGCAGCUUGUAAUUCGCUUUGCCCAAUAUUCUACUACGGAGAAAAUUGUGAUAAAAAGUGUGAUUGCAAUUUGAAUACAGGUUCACAGUGUGAUCCAUUCAAUGGAAAAUGUAUAUGCGCAGCCGGAUAUCAUGGCAUUCAAUGUAAUGAAAAAUGUACGGAAGGAACAUUCGGUGUUGAAUGUAAAAGUUAUUGUGAUUGUAGAAAUGGUGCAUCAUGUGACCAUCGUUUUGGUAUAUGCAAUUGUACAGCAGGUUGGCGUGGGCCACAGUGCAGUUUACGUUGUUGGGGUGGUCAUGCUGGAGUAGGCUGUAAAACUUGCAAUUGUACGAAUGGUGCAGGUUGUAAUCCGGUUACUGGUGAAUGCAUUUGUCCAGCAGGAUGGCAUGGCCCAAAUUGUGAACUACCAUGUAGUAAAAAUCGAUAUGGACUUUUGUGUUCGCAGGAAUGUCAGUGCAAAAAUGGUGCUGCAUGUGAUUCAGUUACUGGGGAAUGUAGUUGUGAAGAUGGAUGGGCUGGACUAGACUGCUCAGUACCCUGUCCAUCAGGAGACCAGAUGGCUUGUACUAAUGAAUGCCCGUGUAUUCAUGGAAUUUGCGUAAAUGGUUCAACAACCUGUACAUGUCGUCCAGGAUACACUGGUCUACUUUGUGCUGAAGAAUGUCCUUUCGGCACUUAUGGCGAGAAAUGUUCUGGCAAAUGCAAAUGUGAGCUAGGAUGUGAUCCACGUACUGGCGUGUGCUUGCAAUGUCCUGCUGGAUGGAGUGGUGCAAGCUGUGAACAGAGUUGUCUACCUGAAAUGUGGGGUGCACAGUGCUCAACUCACUGCGCGUGUACUGCACAUGCGGAAUGUGAUAACAUUGAUGGCACUUGUCAUUGCUAUAAUGGAUAUACUGGCAAACAUUGCGAAAAUGAAUGCCCGAUUGGCCGUUGGGGCAUAAAUUGCUCACAGAAAUGUAAUACAUGCAAGAAUAAUGGUAAAUGUAGUCCGAUAGAUGGAGAAUGUCGCUGUGAACCAGCAUGUGGUGAAGGUCAAUGGGGUCCUGAUUGUAUGAACGAAUGCAAAUGUGCAAGUGAUCGUAAAAUAUGCAAUUCAAUUAGCGGUAUUUGCCACUGUGCUGCUGGGUUGAAAGGAGAUUUGUGUAAUGAGUACUGUCCAGACGGUUUUUGGGGUCCAGACUGUGCUUUCAAAUGUUCCUGCGAAAUGAAAAAUUCUAAAUGCCAAGCAAUAACUGGCAAAUGUGUAUGUAAAGCUGGUUUUACGGGAUUACUUUGUGAUAAAAAGUGUCGUAAAGGUUUUUGGGGUGACGAUUGUGCGAAUAUCUGUAAUUGCGACAAGAAAUUUUGUGACCCUGUAAUUGGCUGCUGUGAUGAGAACGAUUAUCGAUGUCGUUCUCUAAGUAUACACUGCAUUUUUGCAUUUUCUUUUAACGCAGAUAUCUCAAGAUCAAGAAAUAACGCCAAUCUUAAUAUUAAUACUUUAUCACUUAAUCCAUCCAUUCUUUCUCGUUAACU